AUGAUCAAAUAAGAAAGCAAUGAGCUUUUAAAUGUGAUUUAGCUAUCUCUAUCGAAUUAAUGUGAAUAGCUAGCUAUCUUUUUCUGAAUAUAAUGUGAUUAUAUCUUUUUACCAACCACAAAUCAAGUAGGAAAUCAUUCCAUGAUUGGUAGCUCAUUAUAGAGAGAAAAAAAUAUCACAGGUGAAAUCUCAUUGAAAAAAGAGCUCUAUAGAUUUACAAGUGAAUCUAUCAUUUUUUAAUUAUUUUUUGAGUUAAAUGUGAAUAGCUACCCCUAUCUUUUAGUGAUUAAAUAUAUAUGCUAUGCUUUUUCCCCUAUAUUAGUGAUUAAAUAUAUAUAUAUGCUAUGCUUUUGCUUCCAAGGCAUGUUUUUCAACUGUGUGAACCUCUCUUUUUUUCUUUUCUUUUUUUUGAUUUUUCUUUAUUUCGUCGUUCUCGUCCUUCACCGACCAAUCAUACACCUUUAACCAUUGACAUGUUCAUCUAUGAUUGCGUUGUUUACCAUUAUAGUCAGUAGUUUUAUGACUCUCUCGUUGACGUACGUUUCAAUCGUCUCCUAACUCUGUUACCCGCCCCCCCCCUCGCCUUCCACGCUAACACCAAAUAGUGAAUUAUACAACAAAUGAAAUGAUGACAUAAAUAGCCAAAUCUCAUAUUCUCUCAAAACCUUUUCUUUCUUUCUUUCUUCAAAUUUGAAAAAAAAAAAAGAUUUCCAAAAAUUCCUUAGGUUUCUCCUCAUUCACCACCUUUCUUUAAAAAAUAAAGAAUUAAAAAAGAGUCAUGGGAUUUUCUUACGGCGGCGCCGGAGUUAUCAUCGUCGGAGUUAUUUUGAAUGAUUUUAUCAGAACGGUUCGUUCUUUUCUUGAUCAUCCUCAUUUCUUUGGUGUUUAUUGGUCGGAAUCUUCGGGGAGGAGGAGUACGAUCAUCAGCUCCGGUACAACAAACAAGAUUCCGAUAGACGAUAUGCUCCCGGCGAUAACAUUCGAGGAGAUGUCGUCAAGGGUGAAUCCGCCGCCGGAGAGCUGCCGGAUAUGUCAAGAAGAGUUCGACGGCGGCGAAGAAGUCCGGUGUUUGAGGAAUUGCGUACAUGUAUAUCAUAAGACGUGUAUUGACCGUUGGAUCCAAGACGAUAAGAUGACAUGUCCUUUGUGUCGGACCCCCAUCGUCCCUGAUUUCUAUUUUUUUCGUUUGUAAAAUUAGAGAAAAAAUCUUAUGAAUGUUUCCAUUAAUAUCACUAAGCGUUUUUUUUUUUUUAA
Messenger RNA from Camelina sativa (false flax), 1254 nucleotides. The record is from RefSeq and is a predicted model, not a curated record. Lineage: Eukaryota; Viridiplantae; Streptophyta; Magnoliopsida; Brassicales; Brassicaceae.